AUGAAUAUUAGAACAGCUCUCCCUGUAAAGGUUUUUCUCGCAGGACUGCCCCAUCACCAGUCUCUGAUGCUAGUAUUUCAGUCCAAUCUCUUGUUCAGAGACCGAGAUUCUGUACAAAGUCCCGUUCCCGAGCGAAUGAUAGGUGAUGAGACCUCACCAGUGCCUCCAAAGAAACCCCGACUCCGCCAUAUCAUCGAGGACACUACUGGCACUGAUCUUUGUCUGCCGCUGAUAGUCAAUGAUGAAGCUCUGGAACUCCCGCGCGCCUUGAGGUACCCGUUCUGGAUGGAGGUGCCUGACUCGACUGAGAACUCAGACAACGAGAUCCUGGCCACGGAUGGUGAGGAGCAGGAGGAGAAAUUGUACAGUUCACGGGAGGAGAUAUCGGACUCAAAUGAAGACUCAGAGAGCGAGGACUGGCGUGAUUAA
Messenger RNA from Fusarium verticillioides 7600, 429 nucleotides. RefSeq lists its product as hypothetical. The transcript is spliced from 2 exons. The record is from RefSeq and is a predicted model, not a curated record. NCBI's taxonomy places the organism in Eukaryota, Fungi, Ascomycota, Sordariomycetes, Hypocreales, Nectriaceae. The coding region runs from base 1 to 429 and encodes 142 amino acids.